AUGUCGAGCUCUACAGUCUCACUGUAUCUCGACCCUCAAAUUCGGGAUUGGGUCUUGUUCCCAAUCACCGUGGUCAUGAUCCUCGUGGGUAUUCUGCGGCACUAUGUUGUCCUCCUCUUGCAGUCUUCCCCCAAGAAACUUCCGAGAAACGCUAUUCGGGAACAGCGCGCCCUCGUUCGUUCACAAAUCCUCCGCGCGACGUCCGCAAACUCGCCUCUCCCUCCCGCUCACUACAAGGCAAUCUCCCAGCACUUGUCCAAAGCCUUCGCAGAUGGCGCGUACCUGAAGGACGGCCCGCCCAAGGGUGACGCACAACAGAGUGCACCCCCGAACCCCCUCACCGACCCCGCGGCCAUGGAUGGGAUGAUGGCAGGAAUGAAGACGCAGAUGGUGAUGAUGGUCCCGCAGAUGGUCAUUAUGGGAUGGAUCAACUUCUUCUUCCAAGGCUUUGUGCUCAUCAAGCUCCCCUUCCCGCUCACACUUGGCUUCAAGAGCAUGCUCCAGCGCGGCGUCGAGACACCUGAUAUGGACGUGCGUUGGGUGUCCUCGCUCUCCUGGUACUUCCUGAACUUCUUCGGUCUGAAUGGCCUUUACCGGCUCAUCCUCGGCGGCGAGAACUCUGCCGACUCAUCGCGGGACAUGGCCACGCCAUUCGCGGGCGCGAUGGCCGCUGCUCAACCCGGGCAGCCGCAGGACUUCGGCAAGCUCUUCAAAACCGAGCGCGACAACCUUGAAUUCUCAGAGGGGGUACACGCAUGGAUUGCCGCCGACAUGGAUACGAGGAUCCUGAAGAAGUACGGGCGACUACCCGCGACGACGUAG
Messenger RNA from Epithele typhae, 822 nucleotides. RefSeq lists its product as uncharacterized. The coding region runs from base 1 to 822 and encodes 273 amino acids. The record is from RefSeq and is a predicted model, not a curated record. Gene Ontology annotation, cellular component: membrane; EMC complex. The transcript has 6 exons. Gene Ontology annotation, biological process: protein folding in endoplasmic reticulum. NCBI's taxonomy places the organism in Eukaryota, Fungi, Basidiomycota, Agaricomycetes, Polyporales, Epitheliaceae.